Messenger RNA from Lampris incognitus (smalleye Pacific opah), 6460 nucleotides. Its product is annotated as SH3 domain-containing protein 19-like. Lineage: Eukaryota; Metazoa; Chordata; Actinopteri; Lampriformes; Lampridae. The transcript has 17 exons. The record is from RefSeq and is a predicted model, not a curated record. The coding region runs from base 234 to 3665 and encodes 1143 amino acids. Gene Ontology annotation, molecular function: protein binding.
UCGGCGAAAGCGAGCGACGUUUUGUCGUCAGUCGUUACGAAGCGCGCGUCCCGUUUCCCGCCGUCCCGCAGCGACCGCGCACCCAAGCAGGUUGUGCGGAGAGUGUCCCCCGUCGGCUCGGUUCGGCUCGGCUCGGCUCUGUCGCCGGAGGAUACCGGGGCAAAUGCUGGCGCGGCUGUCAUUGUUUUGAACCAGCUCCAUUUUCUGCCGGAGUCCGGGGAGAAGGAGGCGAUAUGGCCGAAGCCCGGGCGGAGGAGGAGGAGGACGAGAGCAUGAGGGAGACGAGCGAGCAAGUGGUCAGACGACAGCCCAGACCGAGCAGCUCCGGAGAUCGCCCCAAUAGACGUAAGCCAGAACAUCGUCACAGCCAGGGCCCUCUCUCUUCUAUCCGUGCUGCCAUCAAACGUACGUCCACCAGGUCGACCUCUCUUUCUGAGACACCCAGAGACAGAGACAGGAGGCGACCAGAGAUCACCAUCCUAUCAGUCGAGCCGCUGGCAUCAACUUCCUGGUUCCCUGGAGCUUCUGGGGGAUUCCCACCUCCCCCUCCCCCCGCUGCACAGAUCUGGGGCCCCACCAUCCCUCCCUCCAUUCAGCCUCCGCCCUCCUAUGAGGAGGUGAUCAGGGAGAAGACGCAGGAGCAGGUUCUCCUCCCUCCCUCUUCCUCUUCUCUCUCUUCCUCUUCCUCACGACGGUCAGUUUCCACGACGACCAUCGCCACACAGACGGAUGCAGGCUCGGCUCCUGAUGCUGCGGCCCCUCAUGUGAGACCAGUGAAACCACCACGACCGUCAUUUUCCCUCUGCCCCAAACCGCCCCACGUUGAUGACAUCACGACUGCUGCUAGCCAAUCAGCAUUUGACAGCAUUGGACAAAACACACAUUCUGAUGCUGACACAGACACACACUCUACCACACACAAACAGUCCAAAACACACACACAAACCUGUCACCUGCUCUCAGAUCUUUUUUUACCUUUGACGUCAACCUCUGGCGUGCAAACCGACAAAUGGGAAUCAUCUUCGGCUUCUGUUACUGUGGCAGCACCUUCCACCUUUUCUCCUGACAUCCCAUUGGAGCGUCCCAGGCCACGCCCUCGUUCUAAGCCCAGCCUACAGCCAAUCAGAAGUGAGGUUAAAGUUCAAACCCUGGUAAAACUCCGUGAGGACGGUUGGGCUACACUAUUUGCCCGUGGAGGAAGUGACAUCACCAAUCAAGAAGUGAGUCGGGGUAAGUACCUGCAGGAGCUCCUGGACGCCUUCAGCUCAGACGACUGGGGCUUCCCUGAUCACCGGAGUGACAGCAGCGGGCUCAGCCAAUCAGAGGGCGAGGAGGAAGAGGAAGUAGAGCAGGAGGAGAUGGGGACAUUGAAAGCAAGGAUACAGGCCUUUGAGCAACAACGGAUACAGUUGGCUGAUGGUGGCCAUGUGGACGGUAACCACGGAGAUGGUGGAAACACCGGUGAGGUAGUCGCCGCUAAAAAACCUGAACCCCGGCCACGCCCCCGUCUCCAGGGGCAACCAGCCAAACCGGGGCCCCCAGCUGUUGCACCCAAACCCAAAAACAUAGCACAGCCCUUGAAACCCUCCUGCAAGGGAUUCUGGGAAGAUGGAGGGUUGACAUCAGUAGCAGCAGACUUGGUAAGUGUAGAUGCUGUCAGAACGACAGAAAGCCUUCAUUCUGAGGUAAUCCUGAAACCCCAAACCCAGACAGAACCCAGUCCCUCCUGCAACCUGAAUCCUGCCCCAGGCUCAACACCCAAACCUCAAAAAACCGGUGAAAAGCCCCAGAUAUCCGCCUCCAAGCCCCAAGCUCCCAUUGAAACUCCCGUCACAAGUUUAUCUGUCCCGGUGCCGGCCCCAAGGCCUCUCCCAUCCAAACACACCUCUUCUCUGAGCCUCCCUCAGGGUGACACCUCCCUUCCCAGCCACCCCACUCCCCCGCCCAGACCUUCCGCGGCCCCCAGGGCCAGCCUGGGAGCCGCAGCCCAGGACAAGAGCACCAUGACCGGGGUCAGUGCUCCCACUCACCCUCCUCGACCCUCCAGCUUUGCGGCUAACAGCAGUGGGACACAGCGAUGUGUCAACGUGAAGACGCCGUCCUCAACUGCUGAGCCAUCGGCGAGCGAUAGCCACGCAUCAAACGUGAAACCAGGAAGUGCUCGUCCAGGACUCCAACCCAAGCCUCCCGCCCUCAUCUCCGUCGCAGGAAGAGCUGGACAGGCUCCGUCCCUGGUCUCUAAGCCCACCGGACCUUCACCUCCAGAAUCAGAACGUUCUUUGUCCAGACCUCCCGGCCCAGCAUCCAGUGCCAAGCCUCCAGGUCCCGGCCCCAAGCCAGCGCCCGUCCCUAAGCCAGCGCCCGUCCCUGCUCUGGCCCUGAGGAGGAGCCCGCUGCCCCCGUCCAACAUUGCCAAGCCAAACUCCUCCGAGCCGCCGCUCCCUCCACGGCCAUCAGCAGUUAAGUUACUCCCCCUUCGUCCUCCACCAAUUAAAAGUAUCCCUGGUAGACCUCCCCCACCCGCCAUAUACUCCACUUCCUCAUCGACAGCCAACCACUUGGCUCCCUCUAAAACCAACCCCUCCCCUUCCGUCCCAGUGGCCAAUCAACCUCUUGAUCCAAAGAUUGGCCCCACCCCUUUGCCUGUAACAGCUAAUCAGAUGCAGGUUCAAAGGGUAUCAAAGAGAGGGCCUCCACUGCCACCCCGCCCUAAACCUGGACACCCCCUCUAUAGUUAUACAACUCAGGAGGUCUUGGUUGCUGUGGAUGACCCAAGCCCCGCCCCCUCGGAGCCUCUGUUGAACAAGGGGUCACCGGUUGUGACCCCUGUGAUUGACCCAUUGCAGUGUCUCCUUGACCUGGAUAUCCAACCAGAAGCCCGCCUAGAUCCCAUCAGCCAAUCAAAACAAGACUCCAUCAGCCAGUCAGAAUCACAGUCCAUCCUGCCUGUCCAACUUCCUGACCAGAAACAACAGUCAGACAAAACACCUGACAGCGGUCCUAGGUGUGUCGCUCGCUUUGACUAUGAGGGGGAAGAAGAGGACGAGCUCACCUUCUCCCAAGGUGACACCAUCGCUCUCCUAGAUCUGAUUGGACAGGACUGGGGCCGGGGCCAGAUCCACGGGCGGGUAGGAAUCUUUCCGCUGAACAUCACCGAGAUCAUGGAGCCCCUCCCCCAGCCAACGCCGUUGUCAGGGGAAACGACAGACGACAAGUCGUCCUCAACAGUGACGACUUCAGAGAUUCAAACUACUGCACACAACUCUGACCAGGACCAGCAUUCUGUGGUAGAGGAGUGGGCUGUGGCCCUGUUUGAUUUCCCAGGCCAAACUGCAGAGGACCUGUCGUUCCAGAAGGGGGCGCUGAUCAGAGUAACAGAGCACAUAGACACUGAGUGGAGGAGAGGAAGACUGGAGGGGAGGGAGGGGCUCUACCCUGCAGCUUUCACACAACCCCAUAACGCUCAGCCAAUCUCAGCCCAGCAGUCAGUGGUGAGGGGUGUGGCCAAGGCUCUGUUUGACUUCCGAGCAGAAAGCGAGGAUGAGCUGACACUGAAGCUGGGGGAUAUCGUGACCGAGGUGGAGACUGUUGAUGAAGAAUGGAUCAUGGGAGUUGUAGGUGGCAAGCGUGGAAUUCUCCCUAAAAACUACAUUUCCCUACUGUAAGAGGAAAUCCUCCAGUCUUCAGAUUGUCCCAACCAAACUGAGUGGGAACGUGAUGGAGAACAAUGUCCAAACUUAUGCAACCGGAGACAUUUUGGAUCAGAUAUAAUCCCUGCAGGGAGGGGAUGCAAAAUGGCCGCCAUUGCAAAGGAUUAUCGGUAUUUGCUUUUUUUUAUGUGGAACAGGGCAACUCAUCUUAACUGAAAAUCAGCUGCAAAUAAAUAGCCUGCUAUAUCGCUGUAGUCGGACUCAAGCCAUGCACCUGCAGAAAGACAGCUUUGCAGAUGGAGACCUGUAUUGAUGACGCUAUGCAAAGGACCUGGAGAUUCUUCUUUUUACAUUCAUUCAUCCAGGAAGGUUGAAUAAGCUCCUGUCUCUGUUUCAGCACCGUCCCUGUCUCACAUUCAUACAUUCCAACACAUAAUGACCAGCAUGACCAGUUUUCUGACUUCUACUUGGAAGCUCCAGUGGAGCAGUCUGGGGGUUUGGUGCCUUGCUGAAUGGCACCUGGACUGUGGCUUUUUUUUUGGGAGGAGUGUGUCUUCCAUUCAGCCCCACUUCCUUUUUGAUGUGCUGAAUUGGUCCACUUGGGUGAUGGUGUGAUCCAAAGUGCCAUGUGUAGUGUGUUACCGGGACAACAGUGUUGUCUGGUGUUACCUGAACAUUUCACCUUUUAAAUGAACUGAUAAGAAACUUUUUCCUUCAUGGAGAUCGUUCAGUGGGUCGCUGUCGUCUCUCACCCUGACAAAUGGAGGACCUGCCACAAAAAUUGGCAAUAUCCAUCCCUCAACCAAAAUUACCAUGGCAAUGGAGAAGCCAAUUGACACAACCCUCAUGAUGUCUGACACCGCUACUCACUAUUACCAUGGCAACAUCACUAAACUUAUGCUAUGUUGACAAAUGAGCCUUGGGGACAGCGUUGCCUUAUUUGGGGGACAGUUUUUCUUGGAUGUUGCCUUGAUGACAAACAACACCACACCAGCCUUCUAUUAAUGGCCAAGAGCCAUUAAUUGCUGUUUCCUUGGAUAUGGAGAACCUUGCUAAGUACACCAAUGACUUUUGAGGUCACAGGCACCACGGGGGUGGGGGGGGGCACAUUGCCAUUGCAACAAAGGAGUACACUGUCCACCAAUGUUGCCUUGGCGAUAGGCCAUUGUCACCUUGUUAACAGAAACCUUUGUAACUGACUCAAGUUAUUUCCUGGAAUCAGUGUGAUUGAUCUGUUACCAUAGUGACUGAGAUUACUCCAAUGUCAUUUCAAUGUUUGUGGAGGUGAAAUGCAGUACUUCUAUUUCUCUUUCAUUAAGUCGGUUGAUUUUUCAGUGUUUUUAUAGUGGUUGUAGUGUGUCAGCAAGAGCAGGGAGGUAUUUUCUUAAUGUCUGCUACAGUAAAAGCCUGGAUAGAGAAAAAUUCACAGACAGUAUGGUGUGGUGGUGGGCACACUUAGCUGUUCACAUCCUUUAUCACAUGACUUUUCAAGAUUAGCCAGCAGAACUAAUCUCCUUUCUUUACUGGUUUAGCAAGCAGAGCAAACUUCCCGUCUUCACUGGUUUAGCUAGCAGAGCAAACUUCCCGUCUUCACUGGUUUAGCUAGCAGAGCAAACUUCCCGUCGACACUGGUUUAGCUAGCAGAGCAAACUUCCCGUCGACACUGGUUUAGCUAGCAGAGCAAACUUCCUGUCUUCACUGGAUUAGCUAGCAGAGCAAACUUCCUGUCUUCACUGGUUUAGCUAGUAGCGCAAACUUCCUGUCUCCACUGAUUUAGCUAGUAGCGCAAACUUCCUGUCUCCACUGGUUUAGCUGGCUAAACUCCGUAGGAGCUAAGCCUGCUGUUGCUAAGAGACCAUUGAAACCCUGUUUGAAAGGCAACAUUCGUUUCCUGAAAGCUGAGGUGUGUUUAACGUGUAGCACUGGCUGCUCUGAAUGCUAAAACCACGCUAACCUGUUUGCUGUAGGAUGUGUAGCAGCAGCGCAUGUCCUCCUAGAAAACCAGCACAGGGGUACAAGAGGCAGUAGAGGCCAGGCGUGAGGUGGACAUGCAGGGGGAUGAUGUGGUGUUUUGGGUCCAGAACAGUGUCAAGUCUCACACAGUAUUUCCUGGAGUGCGACUGUGUUGUGUGGAAACAUUAGUGUAUUAAAGACUGGAUGUGGACAGUCUGGGACAAGUCAGUCCUGAGGAACGAUGCUAACUCUUUUUGAUAAAGAGCUGCCGUUGUAUUUUUUUUGUUGUUGAUUUUAUCUGGUUAUUCUGGAAGAAGAACUUGUCUUUUUUCUGUUGUUAAAACACUCCAUCUUUCAUCUGCAGGCUUAACCCGUCAGAAUUCAAUUGUUUUCCUUCUCGUUUGGGUGGAGGACCAUGUAUGGUUUCUCUGAGUCUCACUGUGAGAAGACUCGUGAUAGGUUCACGGUGCCUGCAAAUGACCGUAGUCCUUAUGCUCCUGUCCAGAGACUUGCACUAAGUCAGCAGUGCCUUGCUCAGUGGAAUAAGGCAGCGAUUCAGUCAGUGACUCUGUGGUCUAUCUAGCUUAAAAGUGUCUCUUUUUUACUUGAGUCUGAAGAGUUUUGAAGUCCAGUCUCCAGACCCUCUUCUGAAACGUGUUUUUAUUGAAAUGUGCCUGUGUCAGAGUUUGAAGACAGUGUGGAGGAAGGAAUCUUACAUGUGGCGUGUUUAACUUGCUCGUUACGUGUCGGACAGCGUGACGGAUGAAGAGUUUUAAUGAACAGUUUAAUGAAGAGUUUUAACGAACGGUUUAAUGUAUCGCAGCUUUUUAACCCAAAUAAACACCAAGUUGUUUUAA